Molecule: messenger RNA, 696 nt
Organism: Heterostelium album PN500
Lineage: Eukaryota; Evosea; Eumycetozoa; Acytosteliales; Acytosteliaceae
Gene: taf13
Product: transcription initiation factor TFIID subunit 13
Exons: 3
Coding region: 1-696 (231 amino acids)
Biological process (GO): transcription by RNA polymerase II
Molecular function (GO): protein heterodimerization activity
Source: RefSeq, a predicted model, not a curated record
AUGUCUAAUACAACUAAUUAUAGUCCAAUACUAGGUACACCUACUCCUUUUUUUAAUCAAAAUAAUAAUAAUAAUAUAACUAGUAGUAGUACGAGUACUACUUCUACUUCUACUUCUACUACAAACACAAAUACAAAUACAACACCUCUAUCACCACAAUCAUCUACAUCAUCAUCAACAACAUCAUCAAUAUUAUCACCUUCAUGUGUAAAUCAACCUACUUCACCAUCUUCUACGACAACAACAACUACAACAACUACUAGUACAAAUACAAUUUCACCACCUAUCUUUACAUCAGCAAUCAACCCAAACUCUGUAUUAUCUUCAUUACAACAACAGCCAGCAGAGAAAAUACAUAAUGUAACGACUGUAUCCUCACAACCAAGUAAAAGAAGAAGAACAUUUACAAAAGAUCUUAAACAUAUGAUGUAUGGUUUUGGUGAUGUAAGAGAUCCUCUACCAGAUACAGUAGAUCUAUUGGAAGAGAUUGUUUUCGAAUAUAUUCAAGAGAUGACAUUGAAAGCAGCACAGGUAUCAACAAAAAGAGGUAGAUUUCAAACAGAGGAUUUAGUAUUUCUUGUUAGAAAGGAUGCAAAGAAAUAUCAUCGUGUCAUCGAACUACUAAAGAUGAAUGAAGAGCUAAAGAAAGCAAAGAGAGCUUUUGACGAUACUCAAGAACCAGUAGAUGAAGAAUAA